AUGAAGCGGGUGGUAACAAUUUUUCUAAUUUCCCUACUAAAUUUUACUGAAUCCAUAUCACUGCAUAAAAAUGCAUAUGGAGUAGCUUCCAUAUUGAAUUCUUCCAAAUGUUCUUCAGAGAUGAAUUUAGUUGACCUAUCUACCAUAUUCUUUGCUCAGUUUGUUCAAGAGGCCACUUAUGAAGAAGUAAACAAAAUGGCAAAAGAUGUAUUGACUGUAAUUGAGAAACUCACUGGCAGUGAGCAGAAUGCAGGGUGCUUAGAAAACCAGCAAGAAAUUAUGUCCUACAUAUGUUCUCAACAAGAUGCUCUGUCAAGCAAAAUAGCAGAAUGCUGCAAAUUGCACACACUUGAACUUGCUCACUGUAUAAUUCAAGCAGAAAAUGAUGGCAAACCCGAGGGCUUAUCUCCAAAUAUAAACAGGUUUUUAGGAGAUAGAGAUUUCAACCAAUUUUCUUCAUUGGAAAAAGAUAUCUUCUUGGCAAGAAAGUCUACUUAUCUUAAUUCUCAAAAUUCACACCUUACCAUCUUUAAUAUAAAAAAAUCUCUAAAAUUGGUUUCAUAAUAUAAUAAAAUAUUAUUGGUUAAUGUUUACAUACAAAGUUACAUGUCCAGUAAGAGAAAAAAAUGUAUAUAAUAACAUUUGUAUUUCCAGGAAGAAGAAUUAGAGCGAUACAUCCAGGAGAGCCAGGCGCUGGCAAAGCGAAGCUGUGGCCUCUUCCAGAAAUUAGGAGAAUAUUACUUACAAAAUGCGUUUCUUGUUGCUUACACGAAGAAAGCUCCUCAGCUGACCACACCGGAGCUGAUCUCCAUCACCAGGAAAAUGGCUGCCACAGGAGCCACUUGCUGCCAUCUCAGUGAGGACAAGCAAUUGGCCUGUGGUGAGGGCGCAGCUGACCUUAUUAUUGGACAUUUAUGUAUCAGGCAUGAAGAGACUCCUGUAAACCCUGGUGUUGGCCAGUGCUGUAAUUCUUCAUAUGCCAACAGGAGGCCAUGCUUCAGCAACUUGCUGGUGGAUGAAACAUAUGUCCCUCCAGCAUUCUCUGCUGCCAAGUUCCUCUUCCAUAAGGAUCUGUGCCAAGCUCAGGGUGCAGCACUGCAGUCGAUGAAGCAAGAAUUUCUCAUUAACCUUGUGAAGCAAAAGCUACAAAUAACAGAGGAACAACUUGAGACAGUCAUUGCAGAUUUCUCUGGCCUGUUGGAGACGUGCUGCCAAGGCCGGGAGCAGGAAGCCUGCUUGGCGGAAGAGGGACCAAAACUGAUUUCAAAAACCCGUGCUGCUUUGGGAGUUUAAACUACUUCAGGGGGAAGAGAAGAAAACAAAAUGACUCUUGAUGGUUGGGUGUGAAGUUUUCCCUUUAAUUACAACUGACUUUGUACUUUCUAGUGAAUUAAUAAAAUGAUGAAGACUUUUAUGUGACAUUUCCCCAUUAUAGAAAUAAAGAAUCUACAAAUGUG
Messenger RNA from Trichechus manatus latirostris (Florida manatee), 1457 nucleotides. It is a transcript of the gene AFP, whose product is annotated as alpha fetoprotein. Gene Ontology annotation, cellular component: cytoplasm; blood microparticle. The transcript has 10 exons. Lineage: Eukaryota; Metazoa; Chordata; Mammalia; Sirenia; Trichechidae. The record is from RefSeq and is a predicted model, not a curated record. Gene Ontology annotation, biological process: transport.